Molecule: messenger RNA, 2018 nt
Organism: Rhineura floridana
Lineage: Eukaryota; Metazoa; Chordata; Lepidosauria; Squamata; Rhineuridae
Gene: UTP6
Product: UTP6 small subunit processome component
Exons: 19
Coding region: 147-1940 (597 amino acids)
Biological process (GO): maturation of SSU-rRNA from tricistronic rRNA transcript (SSU-rRNA, 5.8S rRNA, LSU-rRNA)
Cellular component (GO): Pwp2p-containing subcomplex of 90S preribosome; small-subunit processome
Molecular function (GO): snoRNA binding; protein binding
Source: RefSeq, a predicted model, not a curated record
CUCAGUCUAGGGCGGAAGGGGAACGCGGCGACAACCCGGAGCGGUCGUUCCUCAGCCCACAGGAAGCAGAGGCGAGAGUCCUACAUGUGCGUGUGUUGCUGUGCAUAUACAGAGCACCGCUUGAAGACUGAACGCUUUCCCCCGUCAUGGCGGAGAGGAUCGAGCAACGCAUUGAAGACCGGAUCCCCGAGCUAGAGCAGCUGGAGAGGGUUGGGCUCCUCACUCGUAAAGAGAUCAGGGCAGUUAUUAAGAAGACCUCAGCCCUUGAAUAUAAAAUACAACGGAGAGCACUUCAUAAGGACGAUUUUAUCAGCUAUAUCCAGUAUGAAAUCAAUCUAUUGGAACUGAUUAAGAAAAGAAGAUUGCGCACCGGCUACUCGUUCAAGAAAGAUGAGAUUGAGUACUCCAUUGUGCAGAGAAUACAUGGUGUCUUCAAACGUGCCACAACAAAAUGGAAGGAUGACCUCCAGCUGUGGCUGUCUCAUGUUGCAUUUUGCAAGAAAUGGAACAGGAAAAUACAGCUGAGCAAGGUGUUUUCUUCCAUGUUAGCCCUUCAUCCACACAAACCAGCUCUCUGGAUCAUGGCUGCAAAAUGGGAAAUGGAGGACCGUCUGUCCUCUGAAAGUGCCCGGCAGUUGUUCCUUCGUGCGUUGCGUUUCCACCCAGAAUGUCCCAAACUCUAUCAAGAGUAUUUUAGAAUGGAACUAAUGCAUGCUGAAAAGCAAAGGCAAGAGAAGAAAGAAUUUGAGCAAGCAAAGAUGGACUUGGGCGAAUUCAGUUAUUCUGAGGAUGUACUUAACGGUGAAAUGGCUCGAAUUGUCUGCAGAAAUGCUAUUCAAAAAAUCAAAGGUUCAGAGUUUCUUCUGUCACUGCUGUCAGUUGCAAAACUCUUUGAUUUUACACAUGACCUUCAAAAAGAAAUCCUGGAGAACUUGCAGGCGGAAUACGCCAACGAUCCUCUUAUGUGGGAUUACGUGGCACGUCAGGAGCUGGGGAAAGAGUCAUUGCCAUCAUCAGAACAUCUGUCUAAACAGUCAAAAGCCCUGGAAGUGGCCCACAAAGAAGAACGUUGUUGCACAGUGUUUGAGAAAGCUGUCACCUCCCUUCCCACAGAGGACAUGUGGAAAUGUUACGUCACUUUUUGCUUGGAGAGAUUUAACCGGAAGACUAACAGUGAAGAAUUAAGGCAAAAGAGGCUGAAAAGGAUUUUAAGUGUUUUCAGUCAAGCUCAUGAAUCGCAGCUGCUGCCAGCUUCUCUCUAUAAGCAGUGGCUUCAGCUGUUACUGGAGCUUGACCUCCAAGAGAAAGCUGAAGAGGUGGCAGCAGCAGCAACCAGACAGUUCAGCCAUUUGGUAGAAAUGUGGGAGAUGAGGCUGCAGUUGCUACUCAAGCUGAACGCUGAUGGUGUCGCUUCUUGUUUCGAGGAAGCUUUUAAAGUGGUUAAAGUGAAGGACAGCUUGCCAUUGUGGAUUUUAUGUACAGAAUUGAGUGAAAGUGUCAAUAGCACAGCCGAAACUGAAGCACUCUAUCAGAGAUCUUUACUUGCCACGCUUCCUGCCAACUCAGUAACCAUGAAGGAAAAGUACCUUGAAUGGGCUUACAAGGCUGGUGGUUAUAAGAAAGCAAAGAAGAUUUUUACCAGCUUGCAUGAAAGCCGCCCAUUUUCGCUUGAGUUCUUCAAGAAGAUGAUUCAGAUUGAAAAGGAGCAAGAAUCCUGUAAAAUGUUCAAUAUCCGAGAAUAUUACGAACGUGCCUUGAGAGAGUUUGGUGCCACAGACUCUGAUCUUUGGCUGGAUUACAUCAGAGAGGAGCUGAAUCAUUCCCAAGGCAAACCUGAGAACUGUGGCAGUAUUCACUGGAGAGCUAUGAAAACACUGCAGGGAGAACAUGUGGAAACUUUUAUUUCAAAGUACACGUUGCUGCAAACUGGGCACCUGUGAGAAAUGUAAUUGCAGAUGCGUCUUACAUUGUGUGCUAUUGUUUUCACCCAAAGGCAAAUAAAUACUUACUUUGGGGUG